AACUAUGCUGCCACCCAAUAAGUCUAUCAUCCGCGCAUAAUACAUUCAUCCACCACGCCGUACUCUGUCAUGGAACGCCUCGAGUCCUUGUCUGGCGACCCCGCCUUGUGCCUGCAGGAUCUCGUAACAGGCGUUUCAUCAGCUCACACCGUCUCAUCAGCUUCUGACCUCCAACAACAGCUCCACGCCGCCUCCGUAUCAGUGUCGUCCGCGUUGGGCAUUAUGGGCGGCGGGGGCAGCCCCGUCAGCGUACUGGGCCAUCACCACAUGGCUACCCAUGAAGGCGGCUCCCAUCACCAUCACGGCGUCAUCCCGCAUGCUCCUACAACGCCUCUGCACCAUGAGCCCCUGGAGAAGCUGAAACGUGGUGAGUCGGGUCCAAAAUGAAAUGUGUUGCUUUCCUCAGAAAUAAGUUCCUGACUCAGCAUGGGCGUGCGCAGGAAUUUUUCACAGGGGGGCAAUCAUUGGCAAGAGGAAACUUUUUGAGGAGCGAGG
Molecule: messenger RNA, 495 nt
Organism: Acanthoscelides obtectus
Lineage: Eukaryota; Metazoa; Arthropoda; Insecta; Coleoptera; Chrysomelidae
Source: the annotation of a GenBank genome assembly